CCACAUGAACACAGACAAAGGGUCGCAUUUGGUCCCGGGCCGCAUAGGUCUAAUUUAGAGCGUCGAUAAUAAAUGUCAUAAUUCGCGUCAGAGUACGAUGUUGCAAUUCAAUUGACGAUCUUUGUUUGAGUGGUACCUUGUCGGCUGGCUUGUUUCACCCGGAUGGUUUUCAUCGACACACCCGCAGGAUAUCCAGUACCACUUCUUCGGAACCGAAAAUAGAAGUGUCGGGUGGAGUCAUUCUUGAUGGAUUUCACUGUUAUCUGACUGGUUUUAGUUGCAUUCUUGGUGAGCAUGGAGGCUAGCUGUGGUGCACCAGUCUGGGCCUCAGCGGGAGCGCUUGAAUAUCCAGGCCGAGAGGAGGACCAGGAAGUCGGGGAACUCUUGACUCACAUCACCCUGGAAGGCACAGCGAUGUAUCCGACCCCAACGGCCCCAGACUUGCAGAUGACUGCUCAGGGGGUCCAGACGGACCUCAGCACCGUGGAGGCGACGGUGAACACUGACCCAGACUGGGAGAAGCAGGUCAUGCUCUUGUUGGAGCAGAGCAACGAGCUGGCGCUGCAGCACAACGAGCUGAUGAGGAAGCAGAGCAAGGAGGGAGACGACCACCAGACGCAGGUCCUGCAGCUGCAGGAGAAGAAGCUGGAGGCCACGCGACAGCACCAGGCUCUUCUGGAGAAGGUGGACUCUGUGAGGGUGAAACUGCAGCUGAACAACUCCAAGUCCACCAGGAAGAACUUCCUCACGAAGAAGCAGGAGCUGAACUCAGAGAAGUGCCAGGUGGAGGAGGAGAGGAACAGGUUGGCCACUGAGCUGGAGGAGAGCAACAGGAAGUUGGAGCAGCUGACUGAGGAGCAGUGUGAGGAGUAUCAGGUCUGGCAGGAGGAGCUGAUGCAACUGACAGAGGUGGCAAAGCAGCUCAAGAAGGAGGCGCAGGAGGCGGAGCUUCAGGCGCUGAAGGAUGAGAUCAUCGCAGUGGAGAAGAAGCGAGAUGCCGCCAUGGCCUGUAUGGAGUCCUGGCUGAAGGAGCUAAGAGAUUACCUGAACAAUCUGAGAGUGGACUUCCCACAGCAGUAUCAUCAAGAGAGGUCGAGUUGGGAGAAGAAAGAAGACGUCGUCCGCAAGAACAUGGAUGAGCUCCAGAACCGCUACCGCGAAGUCCUGCGGCAGCUCCGGGAGGGUCGAGAGCUGGAUUCCCUGCCCAGGAUCAACAUGCCCGAGCUGCCGCAGGUCCCCACGGCCGAUCUCAUAUUCAACCAGCUGACCCAGUCCAUUCCCCCCUCGGCCCCCGCACCCCAGCCAAUCCCACCCAAGGGACAGGCCAACUAUUUCCACCCCGCACCUCGAUUUCAACCACCACCCCAUCACCAAAGCGUGCCCCAGUUCCAGCCCCCGACAGUGACUCCCUCCCUGCCCCACAGUCGAGCGACCCCCCCACCCACUCACACCCCCUCUGCACCGGCUAUGCCCGCCCUCCACCGUGCUCCUGCCGCUGCUCCAUCCCCGCCUCCCUCCAGUGCUGCCAGCACACUGGAGAAAAUUCUGGAGAAGCUUGCUGCUCAUUACCCACAAUGCAGCAGAGCCCAGCUCACAUCGCUGCUCCAGCAGGUGAAGGUGUCUCGCAAGAGCUUGGCUGGCCUGUCCAUCGACGAGGUGGUGGACCAGUGUCUAAAACGGGCCGCGAAAGAUAGCUCCUUUGUAAGCAUUGGCCGUCCAGCUGCUGCCGCUGCUGCCCUGGGUCCGAUCCAGAGGCCUCCAUCGUUGGACAGGCAUCAGGGCGCCGCUGGCCGGAAGCUGUGCCUCAUGUGCCAGAACUUUGUCGAUCCAGAGAGUCGCCACCCGCUAAGCUGCAGCCACACAGUGCACAGAGACUGCAUCAAGACCUGGCUCCAGUCCAGCCGGAACAACUCCUGCCCCUUCUGCCUGGCCAAGUGAGUCCACCUGAGUGACCGGACCAGGAGACCGGCUUCUGCUGUGAUGCUGGUCAACGUGUGAACGUGGUUUAAAUCAACAAGAUGUGGGAACGUUGUAUUUUAGUGUGUAAAUAAAGUUGUU
Messenger RNA from Synchiropus splendidus (mandarinfish), 2058 nucleotides. RefSeq names its product ring finger protein 214 (gene rnf214). Bases 295 to 1938 code for a protein of 547 amino acids. The transcript has 6 exons. Gene Ontology annotation, molecular function: ubiquitin-protein transferase activity; zinc ion binding. The record is from RefSeq and is a predicted model, not a curated record. NCBI's taxonomy places the organism in Eukaryota, Metazoa, Chordata, Actinopteri, Syngnathiformes, Callionymidae.